Molecule: messenger RNA, 960 nt
Organism: Acaulospora morrowiae
Lineage: Eukaryota; Fungi; Glomeromycota; Glomeromycetes; Diversisporales; Acaulosporaceae
Source: the annotation of a GenBank genome assembly
AAUUUGGACGAAUUUAUUCGUGAUAUCCAGUUGAAAGAGCAAAGAUUCAACUUGGCCAUUGAAUGGAUUCCUUUUGACAGAUUAACCGACCUCACCCUCAUCAAGCGAGGAGGAUAUGGCACCGUAUACAAGGCCACAUGGUUAGAUGGGUACAUAAACGAAUGGGAUUUAGAGAAGGAGGGAUGGAAACGAGCAGGAAAGAAGACUGUGUGUCUGAAGCAAAUUCACAAUUCGAGCGAUAACAUUACAAAGGAUUUUUUGGAAGCGAUUCAACACCAGGUCAGAGCAAGAAGUACCCGUGUUAUCUCAGUCUACGGUUUCACCCAGGAUACGAGCACCAAGGACUAUAUGAUUGUCAUGCAAUAUUCGUCCGAAGGUAGUCUUCGGGAAUCGCUGGAUAAAAAUUUCAACAGUCUAUCUUGGUACGACAAAUUGAAUAUACUGAAGGAUAGCGCCAAUGGCCUUAAGGACAUCCACAAGUUGGGUUUGCAUCGGAAUUUGCAUCCCGGAAAUAUUAUCAUGAUUGAUAAAUCGACUCCAAAUUUUUCCGACUUUGGAAUGUGCAAACCGAUAGGCCUUCGACCGGAAUGCAACCCUGAGGGGAUGCCGCCUGUGAUUUUGGACUACAUUAAACGAUGUUGGGAUCCGAGAACUAGCAACCGACCCACCGCCCAAGAUGUUUUCUAUAACAUUUCCCAAUGGCUUGAGAAAUACAAAGAUAAAGAGUCAACUUUGUACAAACAAAUUAAAAAUAUCGAAGAUUUGAAGGAUUAUUCCUCGGCUGACGCCGAGAAAAGGUCGGGCCCUCUCAGAUAUGAGAUCAAUCCUUCGGCAGUCUAUCACAGUCGCUCCUUGGACUUUGCAGGCCCUAAAAACUCAGAAAAAGAUAUCUCCGGGAAAGCAAGAUGUUGCAACACUGGUGUUCUUUCCAAGAUUACAUCGUUUUUCUUUUCUUCGUAG